GGACACGGAAGUGGCUGGCGGGGCGGCGGGGCGGCUCGGGGCUCGCGGAGCGGCCAUGGCGCGGGGCGGCGGCAAGUCGGGCAGCCUGAAGGACAAGCUGGACGGCAACGAGCUGGACCUGAGCCUGUGCGGUCUGAGCGAGGUGCCGGUCAGGGAGCUGGCUGCGCUUCCAAAAGCAACCGUGUUGGAUUUGUCCUGUAACAGCCUGGUUUCCUUGCCGUCAGAUUUCUGCAGUUUGACACACCUGGUGAAACUGGAUUUGAGUAAAAAUCGGCUCCAGCAGCUGCCCGUGGACUUUGGGCGCCUGGUCAGCCUGCAGCACCUGGACCUCCUGAACAACCGUUUGGUCACCCUGCCCGUCAGCUUUGCACAGCUCAAGCUCUCUCUGCACCACAGCCCGGUGGAAAUUCUCUCACGUCUGUUGGGAACACCGAGCUCCCUACUUGUCUUCCAUAGCUUUUAUUCUUGGGAAAACCAAAACCUGAAGUGGCUGGAUCUGAAGGACAACCCCCUGGAUCCUGUUCUAGCUAAAGUAGCCGGAGACUGUCUGGAUGAGAAGCAGUGCAAGCAGGCUGCGGUCAGGGUACUGCAGCACAUGAAAGUGAUCCAGUCUGAGCAGGAUCGAGAAAGACAACGGAAGCUCCAAGCAGAGCGAGAAAUGGAAAAGAAGCGUGAAGCAGAACAGCGAGCCAGGGAGGCUCAGGAGAGAGAACUGAGGAAGCGAGAGAAGGCAGAAGAAAAGGAACGCAGAAGACGGGAAUACGAUGCUCAGAGAGCUGCAAAGCAGGAGAUGGAAAAGAAAACUAAAAAGGAAACUGUGCAGUCCCGAAAGCUUGCCUCCAGUUCUCGUCCACCUCAGCCAGCCCGGCACAAGCACUCGUGGUCACGGUCGGUGCUGAGGGCAUUGCUGCUGGUGCUGCUCUGCAUACUCUGCACUUUGGCUGUCUGCAAAUUGACAGAGCUACAACACCAACCGCUGUGCGUCAGUGUGAACACUCUCUAUGAAGAUGUAGUUGCUGCUGUGCAAAACCACAAAACCCUGCAAAACAUGCUACAGCAGAACUCGCAGCAGUGAUUGUCCUGGAUGGGCGCUUGCUUUGUCAGCAUCUCCUUUCACCAUCCACGCAGCCAGAAUUCCUAUGGAAUUGUGUUCUGAUGAAACUGCUUUUUAUCCGUCAGCAUUAAUUUGCUGGUCCACUCCACAUAGAGUAGUAGAUAUUGUUUGGGUCAUCAUUGCUGUGCAUGUAUCUCAGUUGGCCUGUCACUCCCAUUAUCUGCCUAGAUUAAUUUAAUACUUCUCACCUCCAAGGGAUUUAUAGCUACAUCUUAAGACAAAGAAAGAUGUCGAUUUAUAGGAGUGGAAAAAAAAAUGGCUUUCAGUUAUCGAGGUAGUUGUAGCUCUGUAAUGGAGGUAUAAGGUUUUAAUACAUAUCCAUUUCUUGCUCUUGUUUCUAUUAGUGCUAAAAUUGAUGACAUGGCUGUAUGGGAGUAAUAUAUGUAGGCCUACUCCAGGACCAAUUACAUUUGUGGAAUGGCUGUGCAUCUGUAUGUUGGAGUGAAGAAGCUGAUGUACUAUUGAAAGAAACUGAAAAUUUUCAAUACAACAUUUUUCGCAUCAA
Gallus gallus (chicken) is the source of this 1619-nucleotide messenger RNA. It is a transcript of the gene LRRC59, whose product is annotated as leucine rich repeat containing 59. Gene Ontology annotation, molecular function: protein binding. NCBI's taxonomy places the organism in Eukaryota, Metazoa, Chordata, Aves, Galliformes, Phasianidae. The record is from RefSeq and is marked validated. The coding region runs from base 56 to 1075 and encodes 339 amino acids. The transcript has 8 exons.